GCAUUAUUUCCUGCCCUAAAUUUCUCUAUUUAAAGAAGAUGGUAACGCGGCAUUGUUUCUUCACGUACAACAUUCUCUGAGUCAUCCACGUCUAUAAGCCUAUAACUCGCUUCAAAAUCAUCGCAGUUUUUCUUUUGGUAGUUAAAAACGGUAGAAAUGGAAGGCAAAAUAGUUGAGGCUUUUGUGGUGGUAGCGUUGUCAAUAAUGGUGAUACUUGAUCCAAGUUUGGCAGCAUCAGAUCUAAGUUUGAAUGUAGCAAGUGCUACAACGGCAACCUACUCGAAAGUGUUAACCGACAUGCGUAAUAAUUUGCAGGAUCCGAAACUUAAGUAUGGAAAUACCAACAUACCAGUAAUGGCAGCUCCUUCAAAAACACCCAAGUAUCUUUUAGUUGAUCUCAAGGCUUCAGAUGGUGGAACAAUCACUGUAGCUUUCAGUAAGACUGAUUUAUAUGUGCAAGGCUAUCUUGACAAAUUUAAUAACGGAAAAGAUUUCAGAGCACAUUUCUUUCCUGAUGCACUUUCAGAUGCCAAAAAGACUCUGUUUCCAGAGGCAAAAGUUGCUGCUAAUCGUAUCGAAAUGAAAUACAAAAGUUCAUAUGGUGAUAUUGAGAAGAAAGCUGGUGAUAGAAGCAAACUUGGAUUGGGUGUUCAACCAUUAAACAAGUUGAUCAACAAAGUUUACGGAAAACCGCUUGAUGUUAAGACUGAAGCUCAGCUUAUGCUUCUUGUUAUCCAAAUGCUAGCAGAAGCAACACGAUUUAAGUAUAUUGAAGGGAUGAUUCUGCAGAAGUUCAGUACAUUUUAUAACCCGGACCCUAAAACGAUUGAAUUGGAAAAAAGUUGGCAGAAAAUUACUAAAGGAAUUAAGAGCUCUAUCAAAGGGGUGAUCAAACCAGAGCUGGUUUUAGUGGAUGAUAAGGGUAAGCCUUGGAAAGUGUCGAAAGUUGAUCAAGUUGUUCCGGUAAUGGGGCUUCUAAAGUACGAAGGCAGCAGCAGCAGCAUAACAUCAAAGUUUUACAAGGUGUUGAUGAAUGUUUUUAAAGUCAAUAAUGGCAAUGUUAAGUGCUCAAGUUCUUGUGAGGAACUAAGGAUUGCUGCUGGAAUUCCUGAGUUGGAAGUGGCAAAGCUAGAACAUCAAAAGCUAAUACAAAUAAGAGGAACAACUAUUACAAUCGGACGAUUCCUAUAUUAAGCAAAGAAUGGUAAAGUUCCUAGUUUUGAGUUACUUUGUACUAAAUGAGGAACAACUACGUACCAGAGCGGAACAACUAAAGUUUCUGAGUUGUAAUCUCCAGAAAAGGGAAGACACAAAGACUAGGUAGUUUAUUGUACUUAAAAUUUGUGUAAAAUAUUAAUACUGCUAAUGUUAUAUUAAGGAACUAUUAGAAUAUUUAUCAAAAUAUCUGGUAGCAAAUUUU
Molecule: messenger RNA, 1420 nt
Organism: Spinacia oleracea (spinach)
Lineage: Eukaryota; Viridiplantae; Streptophyta; Magnoliopsida; Caryophyllales; Amaranthaceae
Product: ribosome-inactivating protein PD-L3/PD-L4-like
Exons: 3
Coding region: 157-1194 (345 amino acids)
Biological process (GO): negative regulation of translation
Molecular function (GO): rRNA N-glycosylase activity
Source: RefSeq, a predicted model, not a curated record